AGGUGAAAAAAGUAUAAAUAUUUGCAUAUUUGAGUCUCGAGGUCGCAAAAUCUCUCGUAACUUGACGGCCAUUUGAAAAUAAAAGUAAAAAUGUCUGAAUCGAUGGGUCACUGUGAAAACUGUCUAAAUAUGAGAAAAUAAAGGGUGGCAGAUGGCGAACAUAAGAAGAUCGAGGAAUUUUAUUCAGGUUGGAUUUGUCUUUUUGGUGCUAUUCCUGAUAUUGUGUUUCAUAUACAAAGUCUCAUCAGGACUCAGAAGAUCAGGUAAAAGUCUGAAUGACCCUGUUAUAUACACUUUUCGUGAUGUUGCAUGGAAUAGAAACGUAUCUGUUUGUAAAAGGGAACAACUACAGCUAUUAAAAUCAAAACAUUAUUUCCAGAAAGGUGUUAUAAAAUCUGAGUAUGGGGUAGUAGAUAUAUACAUAAAUAACCCGAAAGAAGACAUUGUAUCUCACGACAUCCAUAAUAAAAAUGUAUGGGAACCUUGGGGUAUCAAUACUGUGUACAAAUUCAUUCGGCACGAUCCUUCAAUCGGCGUGAUUGAUAUUGGUGCAAACAUAGGUGUUAUUGCACUACAGUUAGCUAAUAUGGGAAGGAAGGUUAUUGCUAUAGAGCCAACACCCCAAAAUACACAGCAUCUGUGUGCCUCUAUUAUAGAGAAUGGGUAUUGUGAUCGGAUCACCGUUGUUCAUAAUGCCCUUAGCAACGAUCACCAAGAUGUACCAUUUGCGUUUCCAAGUAAAGGAGAGUAUGCAUUAGGAUUUGUAGACCAAGGAAAAGACAAUGUGGUAAAGGAAAUGUCAAAGCUGUUUGGAAAUUUCUAUAGUAAAAAUACAGUUCCCUUGAAAGCUGCUAUUUUGGAUGAUAUCAUGACUCUUCCGGAAUUCAAAGCAAUGCAAAAAGUAUUCAUAAAAAUAGAUGUCCAAGGUUUUGAACAUAAGGUGUUUGAAGGUUCAGAGAAACUGUUUCAGUCCGGAAAGGUGAACGGAGUAUUUAUUGAAUGGUACUAUCACAGAAACACGACAUCUGGAAAAUUCCUUUUACAAAAAUUUCAAGAAUUUGAUUUUGAACCUUUCUUCUGUAGUGACGUUUUACAAGACGUUUCUUCUAAUCUUGAUACUCCGUGUGAAAAAAUAGAUGUUAAAAGGUCUGGUUCAUGGGGGACCGAUGUUGUAUGGCUACCUCGAGGAAAAUAG
Mytilus californianus (California mussel) is the source of this 1195-nucleotide messenger RNA. RefSeq lists its product as uncharacterized. The transcript has 3 exons. Lineage: Eukaryota; Metazoa; Mollusca; Bivalvia; Mytilida; Mytilidae. The record is from RefSeq and is a predicted model, not a curated record. The coding region runs from base 152 to 1195 and encodes 347 amino acids.